Messenger RNA from Hibiscus syriacus, 1903 nucleotides. RefSeq names its product D-3-phosphoglycerate dehydrogenase 1, chloroplastic-like. Gene Ontology annotation, cellular component: chloroplast stroma. Gene Ontology annotation, biological process: L-serine biosynthetic process. Gene Ontology annotation, molecular function: phosphoglycerate dehydrogenase activity; NAD binding. Bases 1 to 1860 code for a protein of 619 amino acids. The record is from RefSeq and is a predicted model, not a curated record. The transcript is spliced from 4 exons. NCBI's taxonomy places the organism in Eukaryota, Viridiplantae, Streptophyta, Magnoliopsida, Malvales, Malvaceae.
AUGGCUUCUCUGAAAAUACAUUCUCUCAAAACCCCAUCACUUUCCCUUUCCUCUAAAUGGAACCUUCGCUCCUCUUUUCCCGGCACCUUCCCUAACAACAUCCGUUUUUCCCGCUCCCAACAGCAAAGCCACCGCUUCUUCGUCGUCACCGCCGCCCCCGCCCCAGGUUCUUCCUCCAAGAAGCCAAUCGUACCCGCCGCCCCAACUUCAUCACCAUCCAGUUCUUCGUCCAAGAAGCCAACCGUACUCGUCGCCGAGAAGCUCGGCGAGGCCGGUUUAGCGUUGCUUAGACACCACGCCAACGUCGACUGCUGUUACAACCUCUCCCCCGAAGAGCUCCGUAUCAAGGUUGCGCAUUGCGACGCCUUGAUCGUCCGUAGCGCCACCAAAGUCAACCGCACGGUUUUUGAAUCUUCCGGAGGGAGAUUGAAGGUCAUCGGGAGAGCUGGCGUUGGUAUCGAUAAUGUCGAUCUGGCCGCCGCCACCGAGCACGGUUGUUUGGUUGUCAAUGCUCCGACGGCUAACACCAUUGCCGCGGCGGAGCACGGGAUCGCGCUUUUAACUGCCAUGGCUCGAAAUGUAGCUCAGGCUGAUGCUUCCAUGAAAUCUGGGAAAUGGCAAAGGAGCAAGAAUGUUGGUGUAUCCCUUGUCGGAAAAAGGAUAGCCGUCUUAGGUUUCGGUAAGGUCGGAUCGGAAGUAGCUCGGCGAGCAAAGGGACUCGGAAUGCAUGUUAUUGCACAUGAUCCUUACGCUCCGGCGGAUCUUGCUCAUGUUAUCGGUGUUGAGCUAGUGGGCUUGAAGGAAGCCAUAGCAACUGCAGAUUUCAUCUCUUUGCACAUGCCUCUCACCCCUGCUACUUCGAAGAUGCUCAAUGCCGAGGCAUUCUCUAAGAUGAAGAAAGGCGUUCGUAUCAUUAACGUUGCUCGCGGGGGAGUGAUUGACGAAGAUGCGCUUUGGAGGGCGUUGAACGGCGGGAUCGUAGCUCAGGCUGCUCUUGAUGUCUUCAGUGAGGAGCCACCUAGUAAGGACAACAAGUUGGUGCAGCAUGAGAAGGUUACCGUCACUCCGCAUCUUGGUGCUAGUACGAUGGAGGCUCAAGAAGAAGUGGCUAUCGAGAUCGCUGAAGCUGUUGUUGGUGCCUUGAAAGGGGAACUUGCUGCAACUGCGGUUAAUGCACCAAUGGUCCCUGCUGAGGUUCUGAACGAGUUGAAACCGUAUGUCAAACUUGCUGAGAAACUUGGGAGGCUGGCUGUCCAAUUGGUAUCAGGUGGACGUGGUGUCAAGACCGUGAAAGUAUCCUAUACUUCUUCCCGAGCCGAGCUCGAUACAAGGUUGCUCCGUGCUAUGAUCACCAAGGGAAUAAUCGAGCCGAUUUGCAACGUUUAUGUGAACCUUGUCAAUGCCGACUACACGGCUAAACAAAGGGGACUACGGAUAAUGGAGGAACGAAUCUAUUUAGAUGGUUCAUCCGAGUCUCCACUCGAAUCUAUCGAAGUCCAGAUUGCUAAUGUGGAAUCGAAAUUCGCUAGCGCCAAAUCAUCCGUCGGCGAGAUCAGUGUCAAAGGGCGGGUGAAGGACGGAAUCCCUCGUUUGACGAAGGUAGGGUCAUUCGGAGUUGAUGUGAGCUUGGAAGGUAGUAUCAUACUUUGCAGUCAGGUUGAUCAACCCGGUAUGAUCGGUAAAGUGGGAAGCAUUUUGGGCGAGGAGAACGUGAACGUGAGCUUCAUGAGUGUGGGGAGGAUUGCUCCGAGGAUGCACGCGGUUAUGGCCAUUGGAGUCGAUGAGCAGCCGAGGAAAGAAUCGUUGAAGAGGAUCGGUGAGGUCCCUGCCAUUGAAGAGCUUGUUUUCCUUAAGUUGUAGGAUUGCAGCAUCAUUGAUAUUACCCUAUUUCUUUUACUCGUUG